Molecule: messenger RNA, 1296 nt
Organism: Panthera uncia (snow leopard)
Lineage: Eukaryota; Metazoa; Chordata; Mammalia; Carnivora; Felidae
Gene: NIPAL4
Product: NIPA like domain containing 4
Exons: 6
Coding region: 1-1287 (428 amino acids)
Biological process (GO): magnesium ion transport
Cellular component (GO): membrane
Molecular function (GO): magnesium ion transmembrane transporter activity
Source: RefSeq, a predicted model, not a curated record
AUGGACCUGCAGGCCUCACUCCCUCAUGUUACCUGUCAGGAAUCUCUGCUGCGGCUGGAGCACCAAAAUGUACCCGGCGUGACUCACUUACCAUGGUCUUCCUGUCCAGGUUCCCUGAUCAGCCUUUACUGCUCCUCCCAACAAGUCCUGUGCCAGAUCGUCAGUGACCUCAGCCCCCAGGUGCCCAGCAAUGUCACCUCUACCAGCUGGAAGGAGAGGUUCAGGCAGAGCUACGGCUUCUACAUUGGUCUGGGCCUGGCCUUCUUGUCCAGCUUCCUCGUCGGCAGCAGUGUCAUCCUCAAGAAGAAAGGCCUUCAACGACUGGUGGCCUCGGGGGCCACACGGGCUGUGGACGGAGGGUAUGGCUACCUGAAGGAUGCCAUGUGGUGGGCUGGAUUUCUCACGAUGGCUGCUGGAGAGGUUGCCAACUUCGGGGCCUACGCAUUUGCUCCUGCAACAGUUGUCACGCCUCUGGGAGCACUGAGCGUCCUCAUAAGUGCUGUCCUGUCCUCAUACUUCCUGGGAGAGAGUCUGAAUCUGCUGGGGAAGCUGGGCUGUGUGAUCUGUGUGGCCGGCAGCACAGUGAUGGUGAUACACGCUCCUGAGGAAGAGAAGGUCUCCACCGUCAUUGAGAUGGCUGCCAAGAUGAAAGACACAGGGUACAUCGUGUUUGCUGUGCUUCUGCUGGUGUUCUGCCUCGUCCUCAUCUUCGUCAUCGCCCCACGCUAUGGACAAAGGAACAUCCUCGUUUACAUCAUCAUCUGCUCUGUGAUUGGGUCCUUCUCCGUGUCUGCCGUCAAGGGUCUGGGCAUCACCAUUAAGAACUUCUUCCAGGGGAUGCCAGUUGUGAGGCAUCCCCUCCCCUACAUCCUGUCCCUCAUCCUGGCACUUUCUCUCAGCACUCAGGUCAACUUCCUGAACAGGGCACUGGACAUUUUUAAUACUUCCCUGGUGUUCCCCAUCUACUACGUGUUCUUCACGACGGUGGUGGUUACUUCCUCCGUCAUCCUCUUCAAGGAAUGGUACAGCAUGUCUGUAGUGGACAUUGUGGGCACCCUCUCUGGCUUUGUCACCAUCAUUCUGGGUGUGUUCAUGCUUCAUGCUUUCAAAGACCUGGACAUCAGCCAGACCAGCUUGCCCCACAUGCACAAAAACCCAACCCCAUCUCCCACCCCUGAGCCCACUGUCAUUAGACUAGAAGACAAGAAUGUCCUUGUGGACAAUAUAGAACUCUCCAGCACCCCAUCACCAGAAGAGAAGCCCAAAGUAUUUAUAAUCCAUUCUUAAAGUGUGGAA